AUGGCUACAGGAGAAAUCACUACCCUACCCGCCACUCCUGACGAUGGGGGCAGCAGUGGAUUCCCUUCAGCUAACUUUAGAGAACCCAAGAGACUGUACUGUAAAAAUGGUGGCUACUUCUUACGCAUCAACUCUGACGGAAGAGUGGACGGAAUCCGGGAGAAGAAUGACCCUCACGUAAGGCUGCAGUUCCAGGCCACAUCGGUAGGGGAAGUGGUGAUUAAGGGAUUGUCAGCCAAUCGAUAUCUGGCCAUGAAUGCAGAUGGCAGACUGUUCGGAGCGAGACGAGCGACAGAUGAGUGCUAUUUCCUGGAACGUCUGGAGUCGAAUAACUACAAUACCUAUCGGUCAAGGAAAUACCCAAACUGGUACGUGGCCUUGAAAAGGACGGGUCAGUAUAAGACAGGCCCUAAGACUGGACCAGGUCAGAAGGCAAUCCUCUUCCUCCCAAUGUCUGCCAGAUCUCCUUGA
Molecule: messenger RNA, 471 nt
Organism: Chanos chanos (milkfish)
Lineage: Eukaryota; Metazoa; Chordata; Actinopteri; Gonorynchiformes; Chanidae
Gene: fgf2
Product: fibroblast growth factor 2
Exons: 3
Coding region: 1-471 (156 amino acids)
Molecular function (GO): growth factor activity
Source: RefSeq, a predicted model, not a curated record